Messenger RNA from Phlebotomus argentipes, 1849 nucleotides. Its product is annotated as probable cytochrome P450 9f2. The transcript is spliced from 6 exons. Lineage: Eukaryota; Metazoa; Arthropoda; Insecta; Diptera; Psychodidae. The coding region runs from base 177 to 1790 and encodes 537 amino acids. The record is from RefSeq and is a predicted model, not a curated record. Gene Ontology annotation, molecular function: heme binding; iron ion binding; oxidoreductase activity, acting on paired donors, with incorporation or reduction of molecular oxygen.
AUAUUGCACAUAUAGCACAUAUACUAUUUCUGUAUUUUUAUCAUCAAUCGAUAAGAGAAAUUUCUCUGAUAAGCGCAGAUUAUACUGUGUAUAAAAGACAGCUAAAAAUUCACCUGUCAUCACUACAGUUCCGGGUGUUAUUGUGAAUUUUUCACUGUAUCAUUCCAUAAUUCGAGAUGAUUAGUUGCGCAAUAAGUUUCUUGGUCGGUUUGAUAUUCUCCAAAUGGACUCUCUUGGUGACAAUUCUCGGCUAUUUCGCCUACAAAUGGGGCACAUCAACGUACGAUUUAUUCGAGAAGCGAGGCCUCAAAUUCAUUCCGCCCGUGCCAUUUUUUGGCAAUUUUAAGCACAUGGCAUUGCAAACGAAAACUUUCUACGAUCUUAUGCACGAGCUUUACAACCAUUUUCCCAAUGAAAAAAUUUACGGAAUAUUCGAAUUUCGGAGACCAUUAUUUCUGGUUCGCGAUCCAGAGUUGAUCAAACAAAUGGCCGUUAAGGAUUUCGAUCACUUCCUCGAUCAUCGCUUCAAUGUUGACAAUGAACCACUCUUUGGCCGCAAUUUAUUUGCAAUGAAAGGCCAAAGAUGGAGAGACAUGCGAUCCACUCUGAGUCCUGCUUUCACAGGAAGCAAGAUGCGGACAAUGUUCCAUUUAGUCUCUGAAUGCUGUUCGGAAACCGUUAAUUAUUUGGAGAAAGAAUCGAAAGGAGGAAAACCAAUAUUAACGGAUUUGAAGGACUUCUUCACGAGGUUCACCAACGAUGUCAUUGCGACUUGUGCUUUUGGUAUCAAGGUGGAUUCUCUUAAUGACAGAGACAAUGAAUUUUAUCAGUAUGGCAAAAAAGCAACAGACUUUAGUGGACUUCGUUCCCUGAUUUUUCUUCUUGUACUACAACUACCAACAUUUUCCAAGAUCUUCGGCAUAAGAAUAUUUUCCGAAAAGUUCAGCAAUUUCUUCAGAAACCUUGUUUGGGAUACAAUUCGUCAUAGAGAAAGAGAGAAUAUAAUUCGUCCCGAUAUGAUUAAUCUUCUAAUUCAAGCGAGGAAAGGAAAGCUGAAAUAUGAAGAGGAAGAUAUUCAAAAAGACGGAUAUGCAACUGUCCAAGAAACUACUGUUGGAGAAGCCAUUCAUCAGAGCCAACUUGAGGAAGAUGAUCUCACAGCGCAGUGUCUGAUUUUCUUCAUUGCUGGUUUCGAUACCAGCAGCACUUGCAUGUGUUUCACUGCCCACGAACUUGCUGCCAAUCCUGAUGUUCAGAAGAAACUGAUCGAAGAAGUUGACGCCACGAAAGAAAUGCUCGGAGGAAAGCCUAUAACUUACGACGCUCUUCAAAAUAUGAAGUAUUUGGACAUGGUUAUUUCUGAGAGUCUGCGAAUGUGGCCACCAGCAGCUGGAACUGAUCGAACGUGUGUGAAGCCGUACACAAUCAAAUCUGAUAAGAUAAACUGCGAAGUAAAAGUUAACGAAGCAUUUCUGAUCCCGAUCGUGAGUCUGCAUCACGACCCGAAAUACUUCCCGAAUCCUUCUCGCUUCGAUCCUGAGCGAUUCAGCGAUGAAAAUAAGGAUAAAAUCACGCCCUUCACUUACCUUCCGUUCGGAGUUGGACCGAGAAAUUGCAUUGGAUCAAGAUUCGCAUUGAUGGAAACCAAGGCGGUGAUUUACUACAUCUUGACCAAGUUUACUUUCGAAGUGUCAAGGAAAACUCAAAUACCUCUUAAACUUGGCAAGACUGGAUUUGCCUUGAAGCCAGAGAACGGUUUCUGGGUUGAUCUUAAACCCAGAAAUAAUUAAAGACGUUAUGUCAUAUUAAUACUCAUGAUUGAUACAUAAUAAAUAAAAUAAUCCAUUGA